Molecule: messenger RNA, 1567 nt
Organism: Amaranthus tricolor (Joseph's coat)
Lineage: Eukaryota; Viridiplantae; Streptophyta; Magnoliopsida; Caryophyllales; Amaranthaceae
Product: very-long-chain 3-oxoacyl-CoA reductase 1-like
Exons: 3
Coding region: 247-1209 (320 amino acids)
Cellular component (GO): endoplasmic reticulum
Molecular function (GO): ketoreductase activity
Source: RefSeq, a predicted model, not a curated record
GACACCAAUUUAGCUCAUCAACCUUCAACAACCGUAUUGAAAAGAAAGAAGUAAACGAAACAAACCCAUUAAUUGUUCAUCCGUCCCCCCAUAUUCUUCCUUGAAUGUGGCAUCCCCUUGCCUGUCCACUUAACAAACUUCACCCACUAACUCUCUUCUUCCCUUAUUUAAAUCUCCCAAUCAAUCCUUAUUUCAGAUCUUCAUCUUCUUCCACUUAGAUCCAUUUAUUUGUUUAGAGCUCCAACAAUGGGGUUUUCUUUAUUAAACCAUCUUAAAAUCCAACCCACAUGGGUCAUCCUUCUUUUUACCAUUGGUUCUUUCACUAUUCUAAAAACCCUUUUGGGAAUCCUGAAAUGGGUUUACGUCAGUUUUCUUAGACCCCCAAAAAAUUUGAAGAAAUAUGGUUCUUGGGCUGUUAUUACUGGUCCCACAGAUGGUAUUGGUAAAGGCUUUGCUUUUCAAUUAGCUAAAAAAGGGCUUAAUCUAAUCUUAGUGGGUAGAAAUCCUGAUAAACUUAAAGAUGUUUCCGAUUCAAUCAAGAGUAAAAAUGGGAAUAUUCAGAUUAAAAAUGUUGUGGUUGAUUUUUCUGGGGAUUUAGAUGAAGGUGUUAAGAGGAUUCAAGAAACAAUUGAGGGUUUAGAUAUUGGAAUUUUGAUCAAUAAUGUUGGUGUUUCAUACCCUUAUGCUAGAUUUUUCCAUGAAGUUGAUGAACAAUUAUUGAAGAAUUUGAUUAAGGUUAAUGUUGAAGGGACUACUAAAGUUACUCAUGCUGUUUUACCUGCCAUGAUUAAGAAAAAGAAAGGUGCUAUUGUUAAUAUUGGUUCUGGUGCUGCCAUUGUCAUUCCUUCUGAUCCUCUUUAUUCUGUUUAUGCUGCCACUAAAGCAUAUAUUGAUCAGUUCUCAAGGUGCCUAUAUGUGGAAUACAAGAACAUGGGAAUUGAUGUUCAGUGCCAGGUUCCACUCUAUGUAGCAACCAAGAUGGCCUCAAUCAAGAGAUCUUCCUUCUUUGUCCCAUCGACCGACGGCUAUGCUAAGGCCGGUAUUCGCCACGUAGGCUACGAGCCUCGUUGCACUCCUUACUGGCCGCACUCCUUAAUCUGGGGCAUUUUGUCGUGUGUGCCCGAGAGCUUUGUUGAUUACUGGCGUCUAGGUUUCUGUCUAAAAAUCCGAAAGAAAGGCCAACUCAAGGACUCCAGAAAGAGGGAGUAAUCACGAAAACGUGUUUUUUUAAAGGAAAGAUCGGGCUGUUUUGGUCCUAAGAUGUGUAUCAAAUGCAAAUGUUGUGCUUACUUAAAUUUAUGCCCAAGAGAAUUGAUCAUAGUUCUUUUGAACCAUUAGGGUGGUUUUGCACUUCUGCACUGAACUAUUGUCUUUGUAAUGGGAUAACUUUUUUUUUUUUUUAAUGUUUUUACUUUGUGUUAAUUAUUGUUUAUGAACACUGAUGGGAUCUUGAUUAGUAAUUGAGGUUGCAUCAUUAGUAUUUAUCAUAGUUUACAAAUUUAAGUAUCAUUCUCCCAUUGCUCAUCAAUCUUCUUUUGAUUACGGAAUAAGCAUUCAAAUGCAUCUA